Yamadazyma tenuis ATCC 10573 is the source of this 2509-nucleotide messenger RNA. RefSeq lists its product as uncharacterized. The record is from RefSeq and is a predicted model, not a curated record. Gene Ontology annotation, biological process: dephosphorylation. Gene Ontology annotation, molecular function: phosphoprotein phosphatase activity. NCBI's taxonomy places the organism in Eukaryota, Fungi, Ascomycota, Pichiomycetes, Serinales, Debaryomycetaceae.
AGACCAAAAUUCUCCAUAUUAAUGACAUCAGGAACGUCUUCAUCUUCCCAUGUUUCUAUCGAAGAGAUAGACGUCUACCUAGGCAAUGGUGUCUCGGGAACUAUAACAGUACCACCCGCCGCCCGCUCAACUGAGUCCAUUUUCUCCCAGGGGUUAGCUCCUCCCACUCAUAAAGCAGCUUUGAUUGUACAUGGUCAAGGUGGACACAGAAACUACUGUUACCAAAAGCAGUUGGCCCACCGCUUGGCCAAUGACUUGGGAAUGUACUCGUUGAGAAUAGACUUUCGUGGAUGUGGUUCUUCUGCUGACAACACAGACCCCGUCAAGGGCCGUGUAUUAAGCCAGGAUAUCGAGGAUAUCCAGCAGUCGGCAGAGUUUCUUCUUGACGGCACCCAAAACCCCCUCGGUAUCGACUUCACGUUGUCGACUAUUGUGGGACACUCCCGAGGCAGUUUGGCGAUGUUCUUAUGGGCGUUGAAGCAAGAUGCCCUUGCUAAAUCCGAAUGGUCUUCCAAAGCCAUUAUCGUGCCCAACUUGGUGAAUUGUUCUUCAAGAUAUCAGUCUCAUACUGUUUACGAUAGAUAUCCGAUCAGGGGAGAUGAUGACUUCGAUGGUGUGGAGCAAAACGUGUUACGCCAUGGCAAGUUUCAGCCGGUGAUGAUCACAAAGACAGAACUAGUUGAUUUGGCUGAAGCAGAUUUAUCGGGCCUCAGUGACUUAUCGUUGGACUUUUCGGUGUUGAGUAUCUACGGGUUAGAAGACCAUAUUAUCCCCAUUGUUGACUCGGCUCAUUUUUCCAAUGCAUUAAACAGAGGACAUUUAUCUCACCGACUCGAGUUAAUCCCUCUUGCAGAUCACAACUUCUAUGGAGCUGUGGCCAUCGAAAAUGAAGACGAUGCCGACACAUACAAUCCUGAUAACUUGCCUUUGAACCGGUCAGGAUUUGCAAACUUCAAUGGUAUAGUAGUGGAUAAAAUUGUUGAUUACCUACGACCCGAGAAUGAGCUUCAAAGGUUUUUGCAUAUCAGCAAAAAUAUUGGGCAUUUAUCUAGAUGGAAACAAAUUGAGGGGGUGAGCAACUUUAGAGAUAUUGGGGGGUGGAGAAUAACUAAUCCUCGGUUUCCAUUGAAGCUGCCUGUUCUGGGAAAAUACUAUGUUAAGCACAAUCUUAUGUUCAGGUGUGCUCAUAUGGGAAAGAUAACUGAAAACGGAUUAAAUGCUUUGAAAACCAUGGGUGUCAAGGCUAUAUUUGACCUCAGAUCAUCGGGGGAAACCUCUCGUGAUGGGUACCCUCAGAACUUGGAAAAGCAUGGGAUCAAGAGAAUACAUGCUCCGGUGUUCAGUGAACAAGAUUAUUCUCCCCAGUCUAUUGCCAUUCGGUACACCAACUUAACCACCAGUUGGCACACCUACGUGGAUGUUUAUGAUGACAUGUUGUUGAACGGUGGUGGGGCAUUUAAAACUGUGUUUGAGUUUAUCAGAGACAAUAAAGAUACUCCAUUUGUCUUCCACUGCACUGCUGGUAAGGAUAGAACCGGAAUUUUGGCAAUGUUGAUCUUGUUAUUGGUGGGGUUGGACAAACACACCAUUGCCAAGGAGUUUGAGUUGACCACCAUAGGAUUGAAGCCAGACCACGAAGAAAUCAAGAAGAAUUUUAUCAAGUUGAUAGAGAAAACCAAAAGCAGGAUGGACGAUCCCAGUGAACUUGAAAAGUCUAUAGGAAAAGGUCGUGCAAACUGGACCAUAUAUAAAGAUGGGUUUGAAAACUUGAUAAGCUCCCGUUAUGAAGCUAUGUUGUCUACCAUUGAAAUGUUCAACCAAAAAUUCGGUGGAAUUGUUGCAUACUUGAAAAAAGCCAUGGGAUUUACUGAUGAUGAUAUAUUGAAAGUCUAUGAAAAUCUCAUGGUGGUAAACACCCUUGGAUUCUUCAAGGAAGACACGUUUAUUGAGUGGAGCCACCGUAACAGCAUGGGUCCGAAUUUGUGAAGUCAGAUUAGAUAUUAGAUAUUAGAUAUUAGAAAUAAAUACAAUUGCUGGAAUCGUGUAUUGGAUGCAUCAACCACUUAAUUGCUCACAUGAUGGGCAAGGGUCGGUGCUUAAAGAUAAUCUUCUUUCGUAUUAUAUCCACCAUGUCUAUUUGAGAUUGGGACCCGUCUUCAUUGCACGGGAUCUUGAGUAGCCCCAAAGGAGUGUCCAAAUUGGCCAUUGUUCCCACAAGUCUUUGGGAGUUUCCAAUGAGUAGCGUGACUUUGGACUUGUCUUUUUCAUCGAACCUAAGUUUUCCAAACUUGACUGCUUCGUGGAUAUCAUCCACCGUGAUAUAUUCAAGACCAGCACUUUUCUCUUUGGGUACGUUCAACACGCCUUGGAUUUCUAGAAGUGAGCGCCCGAAUGGUGUGGAGAUCACUUCUGGUCCAGGAGCAGGGUCUUUCAAGCCCGGUAAAAUCUGGCUGUAGUUGAGAUUCACGCUAGGCAUAGAGAUUGAGAUGUAAAAUUAAAACGCGAUCUC